CAUUCGGCAGUUUUCGUCCAAGUGGAGGAGGAAAAAAGGAAAGCAAACAGUGGGCUGACCGCUCUCUCUGACACGCCACGAGAAAGUAGCCGCGGUUUAAACACCCACGGAGGCUGUGCGAGGAAAGUGAAGCUGUAGGGCGUCUCGGCAGAGAACAGGUGGUUUUAUCCGCGGUGAGUUCACAGAGCAGCGCUGACACACAGCGCCGAGAGGGAACCGUCUCCUCCCAGCUUCCCCACGGACACGGCUCGGCUCCAGUCAAUCACCGGGAACCUGUUUGACCUGACUCCACGCUGCACCGGGCAGUGUUGUACUUAUCAAGAUGUCUUCUAAAGCUCCGAGUGCCAAUAACCUGAACCAGGCCCGGCAGACCGUACAGCAGCUGAGACUAGAGGCGAAAAUUGAGAGGAUAAAGAUCUCCCAAGCCUCCGCGGACAUUGUGAAGUACUGCUGCCACCAUCAGAAAUCCGACCCCCUCAUCGCGGGAAUCCCUGCUUCAGAAAACCCCUUCAAGGAGAAGAAGCCCUGCACUUUAUUGUAGUGGAAGCCCUCUAGCCUUGUCUUUUUUUCUUCUGCUCAUCAACGUUGCUGUAUUGUUCAUGUUGGGAGGGGUGAGAGAGAAUCUGCGAUCAUAUCAUUAGGUGUUUUAACAGUCGGUGCAGAAUGCCGUGCGGCGGCUCCCGUUUGGGGGAUUUUGACCAAAACUACUGACCUGCCACUGUUCAGGGUGAACUUCAUCUGCUUCAGAAAUCUUUGUCUGCGUGGGUUUGAUUGCAUCUUAAAGUCUCAAACUUAUUUUCUAAUUCUUCUACCAGUAAAAGCAGCAUUCAGU
This is a messenger RNA of Poecilia latipinna (sailfin molly), 832 nucleotides long. It is a transcript of the gene gng12a, whose product is annotated as guanine nucleotide binding protein (G protein), gamma 12a. Lineage: Eukaryota; Metazoa; Chordata; Actinopteri; Cyprinodontiformes; Poeciliidae. The transcript is spliced from 3 exons. The record is from RefSeq and is a predicted model, not a curated record. Bases 323 to 541 code for a protein of 72 amino acids. Gene Ontology annotation, biological process: G protein-coupled receptor signaling pathway. Gene Ontology annotation, cellular component: heterotrimeric G-protein complex. Gene Ontology annotation, molecular function: G-protein beta-subunit binding.